UGAAUGUGAAACCAAAAUAAAUAUUGUUUUGUGAUGAUAAAAAUAUGAUGUGAACUAUUUCGACUCGCAGCUAUUUUGUUGGAAUGUGUCAAUAUUUUUUUUUCUUAAUUUAAGGUAGGCUUAGUGAGUAGAAACUAUUUCGAAUUUUACAAUUUGGUAGUACUACUACGUUUGUAAUGGUUCUGUUCAUCAUGUUAAUUUGGCCUGGGUCAUAUACUGAUAUUACGCCUUUGCGUUUGAGUGAUAACUUAUAUGCGGACAUUGUUCGUGCAUUAGAUACAAAUUAAUACUUAAAUCUGUAAUACAUGGUAAUAGACUGAAAUGUGAACACUUUCGACUUUGAUAACAUUGUUUAAGAAAGUAACAUUCAUGUAAGAUUUAAUAUAGGGAAAGUAGUUUGAAUACAUACAUUAUAAUGUCUGGAAAAAGAAGACUAAGAAGCAGUGUUGAUUCAAAUAAAUCACCUAUAAAAAAACGAAAGAUAAGCUGUUUGCUUCACCAGACAGUUAAAAAUUAUUCAAGUUCAAGUGAAGUGAAAAUGGGUAAUAUUAAAAACACAAGACGUCAGUCUGUUAGAAAUCUCCAGUGUUCAGGUAUACAGACACCAAAAAACAAUGAAAAAAACACAAAUAAUGUUUCAGCUGAUAACUCAACUGCACAUUGCCAACAACAGCCUAGAAUUAGUAAAGGUAGUAAACAGAAGAAAGGAGAAUGUAUUGAAAGCACUUAUUCAGCUAAAUCAUUUCUAAGUAAUAUAUCUGAAAAAAACCCAACUAAUGAUGAAAUGCUACAUUCAGAAGCUAAACUGCCUUCAACUAGUCAAAUGAAGAUUAAGGUUGCAAAAAACCACAAUUUAAACAGCUUAUCUUCUCGUGAAUUGUUGUUGGCUCAGGAAUUUAAAAAUUUAGGAAACUUAGAAACUGGAGAUGUGAAUUCUAAAGAAAUAAGCAGUGAUACUGACAGUUCCACAAGUGAUAAUUUAUCUAAAUUUUCUACAGCAGCUAAUAAAGUGCUUAUAGAGAAGCAGGAUGAUUCAAGUAGUGAAUCUGAAUGGGAAGAAGUUGAAGAAGCACAAGAAGCAACGAAAGAACCAGUAAUUCCUAAAGAAGGAGUGGAAAUCAUCUUGGCAGCACCCAAAGUAUGGAAGAGAAGACAGCACAAAAAGAAAUUUGACAUGGCAGUGUUUGUUCAAAGACAAAUUAAUCGAUUCAAAAAAGAUGUUCAAGAGUCACUUCAUAAAGUUCAUCUACUGUGCUUACUUGCUCGUGGAAUGAUUGUAAACCGAAUUGUGAAUGGUACCCUCGUAGAAGCAGUGAUAUUCUCCAUUAUUCCUGAAGAGUUUCAUGAACUUAAAAGUUGUAAUUUUAACAUUGCUACUUUGCAAAAUAUGCUAAUAUGGUUUAGGGGCUACUUUUUAUAUUGUUUUCAACACCAAAAUGACUGUAACCAUGUUGAUUUUGAAAAUAUGAUAAUUGAAUGUUGUGAAACAAAGGUGAUCAAUUGUGUUUUGGAUUAUGUGUUACUUUUUGUUGCGGUAAGUAGAAUUGUUGGCUACAAGGUGCGGCUGUGUAGCUCUUUAUACCCAAUGCCAUUAAAACCUAGUGAUCUAUUAAGAAAACACAGCAGUAAAAAGAAACUGGAAAAAGAAAUGGUGUCUGAGGAAAGCAAUUGGCCUAAGCAAGAAAUUCAAUUGGAAAGAAAAGCAAAUAAAAAGAAAAUAAAUCAUUCUAAUAAGAAAUUAAAGAAUUGUAAAGAAACUAGUAUGCCCUGUACAAGCUACAACCCCGUUAUGAGUAAUGAAGUUCCCAAAUCUGAAAAAAAAGGAAAGGGCAAUAAAAAAAUUUCUAAGACCUCUCUAAGUAACAAUAGUAAUCUUGAUAUAAAUGCUGAUAAGAGUCAAGAAUCUAUAACUUCCAGUGUAAAGACUGAUCAAAAUCGUCAAAAUAAAAAAGAAGACAAAAACUGUGAAGUGUCAGAAAUGGCGAAGUGUAAAAAAUUAUCCAAAAAUGGGAAUACUGUUAAGAAAAAUAAAGGAAAAGAGCAUUGUAAAAUUGAUUCAUAUAAACUUAGAAAAAGAGCACGUGUUAAAAAAUCUUACAAAGAUACUAGCAGUGAUGAAGGAACAAAGCAAGAUUCUGAUAGUGAUUUUGACAACUGUGAGACUUUCAAAUCUCGGGUACAAAAGCCUUUUCUAUCAAAAAAAUCUCCAAUUCUUGUAUCAUCAGAUGAUAAUUAUCCUGGUAAACCAAAAAACUCUAAAACUUCAGCAUAUGAUAAUGCUAACACAGUGAAGAUAAAACAUUGGACUGAGGUAUUUUGUCCAGAUGAAAAUCGAUGGAUAAGUAUUGAUUGUGUAAAUAACAUUUUUGAUGAACCACACAUGAUUGAACAGUGUGUUGCAAAACCACUUAUGUAUAUUUUAACCUUUGAUAACAGUGGAAGGGUUAAAGAUGUAACCAAACGUUAUGCUUCAGACUGGAUGACGUCCACUCAGAAAGACCGUGUUGAUGGUAUAUGGUGGGAAGAAACUCUAAGGCCUUUCAAACCAUUACCUGAUGAGACAGAUAGAAAUGAAGAUUUGCAGAUGGAAGUGAUGUUAAUGGAAAAGCCAUUACCUACAACCAUUGCAGACUUUAAAAGCCAUCCUCUUUAUGCUUUAAAAAGGCAUCUCUUAAAAUUUGAAGCAAUCUAUCCACCAGAUGCACCACCAUUGGGCUACGUUCGAGGAGAACCUGUUUAUGCAAGGGAAUGUGUUCAUACUUUACAUUCUCGUGAAACGUGGAUGAAAGAAGCUCGUGUGGUGAGAAUAGGUGAGCAGCCUUAUAAAAUUGUUAAGGGCCGACCUAAAUGGGAUCGUUCUGUAGGUGAACUGAAAACAGACAUUCAACUUGAAGUCUUUGGUAAGUGGCAGACAGAAGAAUACAUUCCACCAAUUGCUCAUGAUGGGAAAGUUCCUCGAAAUGAGUAUGGUAAUAUUGAACUAUUUCAACCUUCCAUGUUGCCUAAGGGCACAAUUCACUUACAGUUGCCAGCUCUUAAUCGAAUUGCCAAAAAGCUUGGAAUUGACUGUGCUCCUGCACUUGUUGGAUUUGAUGGCCAUGGUGGAGGGGUUCAUCCAGUUUUUGAUGGCUGGGUAGUAUGUGAAGAAUAUUCAGAUACUCUACAGGCUGCUUGGGAGGAAGAGCAAGAAAAUGCUCGACAAAGAGCAGAAGAAAAGAGAGAGAAACGAGUUUAUGGGAAUUGGAAGAAGCUAAUAAAAGGUAUUUUGAUCAGGGAGAGGCUGCAAGCUAAAUAUAAUGUUGGUACAUCAAAAUAAAAAAAAAUCCUUAUAUUAACUACAAAUUUAUAUCCAGAGAUGAUAUUGCUGAAGUUCAGUUUGAGGUUAUUUUUUGAUGUUAAAAUUUUUACGGUACAUUUUUUUAGAAAUUAAAAAUAUUUUGCUUUUUAUUAUUGCAGGUCAUUGUUCCAAUAUAAUUUUAAUUUCUGAAAUAAAGGUAUAUUUCAUAGUUUUUGUGUGUACAGUUGUUAAAAGGUUGAUAAGGGGAUUGAUUUAUAUGGUGGACAUCAACUUCUUAGCCAUCACAAAAAAAUUGUUAUACAACAUCUGUGGAUUUGUAUUACAGCUUUUAUGCAUUUUGUUAAAAUUUUAUAUAUUUGGUUUAGAGUUUUCUAAUUAGUAAUUAUACAUAUAUAUACCUGUUGUUUUAAACAUCGAUAAGAUGUUUGUUAAAUGUUUUUUUAUGAUGUGUGUGUUUUCUGCUAGAGAGUGACAUAAGAACUGUAACUCAAAAAAAAACACAAGCUGUUAAUUUGUCAUAUUUGAGUCUUUGAUCAGGAAAUGAAGAACUGUACUUUUCAUGAGAGAGCUGAAUGUAAAAAGUCUCCGAGUAGGUACCACAAAGUUCUUUGAUUGAAAUAAAUCAUUAUCAAAAAUGUCCAAUUCAGACAUUGAUAUAAAUGAAUCAUAUCUUAUCA
Messenger RNA from Limulus polyphemus (Atlantic horseshoe crab), 3975 nucleotides. RefSeq names its product DNA repair protein complementing XP-C cells homolog. Bases 416 to 3316 code for a protein of 966 amino acids. The record is from RefSeq and is a predicted model, not a curated record. Gene Ontology annotation, cellular component: cytoplasm; XPC complex; nucleotide-excision repair factor 2 complex. Gene Ontology annotation, molecular function: damaged DNA binding; single-stranded DNA binding. The transcript has a single exon. NCBI's taxonomy places the organism in Eukaryota, Metazoa, Arthropoda, Merostomata, Xiphosura, Limulidae. Gene Ontology annotation, biological process: nucleotide-excision repair; mismatch repair.